UUUGGAUUUAACUUUGAUUUUAUUUAUUUAUUUUUGGAAAAGCCCCACACAACCCAGAGGGCAUGAGACAGGCCCUGCAAGGACAAGAUUUUGGUGUGCGUACUGUAGGGGAUGAAAGAACUUCAAAAACUGAUAAAUAUUUACUGGAAUCAGAGACAGAGGUUAAUAAAAAGCAAAACCCAAAAACAAAAAGGAGAAAAAAGAGCCUAAAAUCAAAUCAGGUUGGUUUUCUUCACACAGAAGGAGAGAGGUAAGGAAAGGAAAAGCAAGAGAUAGAGACACCCAUGAAAGAUCAGAAGUUGCCAAGUGAGUAGAGAUAUAUCUGAGAAAAAGACUUCUUCCUCUUGUGCAACUUAGAUAUACUUUGACAAGAAAGCUUUGAUCCUCUCUCUCUCUCUCUCUCUCUCUCUCUCUCUCUCUCUGAGUUGGAUUUUGCUCCUAGUACAGCUUCCAUAGUUCCUUUAGAAUUGAAAAGCAAACUGAGUUACACUGUUGGAGAGAGAGAUGGGAAUGGUCUAAAAGAGAGUCUUGCAUGGCGAGCCACGGGGUUGGAGAGACUGGUUUAUCAGACUCAGGUCCUUCUAAUCACCAUCUCCCUUAUGCAGCUAUUCAUGGAAUCAACACUCCAUCUACCAGUUUCUUUAAUCAAGAAGGAUCUUCUUUUGAUUUUGGAGAGCUGGAAGAAGCAGUUCUGCAAGGAGUUAAGAUUAGGAGUGAUGAAGCCAAAGCACCUUUAUUCAGACCUGCAGCUACUCUGGAAAUGUUCCCCCCAUGGCCAAUAAGAUUCCAGCAAACACCAAGAGUAGGAAGUUCAAAGUCAGGAGGUGAGAGUAGCGACUCAGGAUCAGCAGUGAACACUCUUUCAAGCAAGGCUGAGGCCCAGCUGGACCCAGAAUCUCCUAUCAGCAAGAAGGCAUCUUCUUCAGAUCAUCAGUCUUUUGAUCAGAAGCAUCUACAGCUUCAACAGCACCAGCAACAAAUAGAGAUGGCAAGUGAUACCUCAAGAACAGGAGGACCCUCAGAACUGAAUACAUCCCCUGCCAAACCACCUCAAGAAAAGAGGAAGGGUUCAACAUCAGAGAAACAGCUUGAUGCAAAGACAUUGAGACGUUUAGCUCAAAACAGAGAAGCUGCAAGGAAGAGCCGGCUUAGAAAGAAGGCUUAUGUGCAACAGCUAGAAUCCAGUAGAAUAAAGCUCACCCAAUUAGAGCAAGACCUCCAAAGAGCCCGCCAGCAGGGGUUGUUCUUAGGUGGCUGUGGUGGUGCUGGUGGCAAUAUGAGCUCUGGAGCUGCAAUAUUUGAUAUGGAGUAUGCAAGAUGGUUAGAGGAUGACCACAGGCACAUGUCAGAGCUUAGAACAGGAUUGCAAGCACAUUUAUCAGAUGGUGACCUAAGGGUUAUAGUAGAUAGAUACAUUUCACAUUAUGAUGAAAUUUUCCGGUUGAAAGGAGUGGCAGCUAAAUCUGAUGUGUUUCACCUGAUUACCGGAAUGUGGUCUACUCCUGCUGAGCGUUGCUUCCUCUGGAUGGGUGGUUUUAGGCCAUCAGAGCUCAUCAAGAUGUUAACAUCUCAGUUAGACCCAUUAACACAACAGCAACUAAUGGGAAUUUACAGCCUCCAGCAUUCCUCACAGCAAGCAGAAGAGGCUCUCUCCCAGGGCUUGGAGCAGCUCCAACAGUCUCUAAUUGACACCAUUGCUACUGGUCCAGUAAUCGAUGGCAUGCAGCAAAUGGCAGUAGCUUUGGGGAAGCUUGCCAAUCUUGAAGGUUUCGUUCGCCAGGCUGAUAAUUUGAGACAACAAACCCUUCACCAAUUGCGCCGGAUAUUGACUGUAAGGCAGGCUGCUCGGUGUUUUCUAGUGAUCGGAGAGUAUUAUGGCCGGUUACGAGCAUUAAGCUCCCUCUGGGCAUCUCUUCCUCGAGAGUCUUUGAUGGGGGAGGAGAAUACAUGCCAAGCAACGACUGAUCUACAAAUGGUUCAACCACCACAAAAUCAUUUCUCAAACAUUUGAAGAAGAAGAAGAAGAAGAAGAAGAAGAUGACAGCUGCCUGAUAUAUUUAGUGCUUAAAAAUUCAUGUGUUCUUCUGAUAAAUCAAUGGUGUGCUGUUGUUAUAGGUUUAUUAAUUUGAGCUACUUUUAGAGGAGAGAUAGGAUUUAUUAUUAUUAUUAUUUUUUAUUAUCUUUAACAUGAUUACUUAUGUUAUCCUUGUAAAUGUAAAUCAACCUUAUAUGUGCA
Hevea brasiliensis (rubber tree) is the source of this 2236-nucleotide messenger RNA. RefSeq names its product transcription factor TGA9. Lineage: Eukaryota; Viridiplantae; Streptophyta; Magnoliopsida; Malpighiales; Euphorbiaceae. The transcript has 13 exons. Gene Ontology annotation, biological process: DNA-templated transcription; regulation of DNA-templated transcription. The coding region runs from base 533 to 2011 and encodes 492 amino acids. Gene Ontology annotation, molecular function: sequence-specific DNA binding; DNA-binding transcription factor activity. The record is from RefSeq and is a predicted model, not a curated record.